AAGAAGCACAAAAUUAACUUUUACCUUCACCGUUUACUCCUCAAUUUCACCACCAUCUUCUUCCCUGCAAUUCAAUUCAAUCACAGCGCUGACAGCUCGGAAAACGGUGAGAAUUUUGUUUUACGUAAGAAUUCAACUGUGCGAAAAGUAGGAUGUUGGUUGGGUGGUAGUAGUAGUAGUGGCUUGGCUUAGCUUAGGUUAGUUAACAAUUUAACAGACCAGUUUUAGAAGAAGAUGGUUUCAAGAGGCAUAGCAUGUGUUGACUGCCUCUUAAAAUGCGAGAGAUCUCACGGAGCGCUCGGAGGAUUUUUGCCUGUCGAUCGAUUCUUCAAGAUCAUGUUCGGCAACAACUGCUCUCAUUUUUUGUGCUUGCCUCCGGGGUCUGCAAGAUUAAUGAAGCACUUGACUACUCAGGAAACUCAAAUUGAGGAUGUAAGUGGGCAGAGAUGGUCUGUAACGAUGUCUCUCGUUAAUGGUUCUCUUGCAUUUGAAAGGGGCUGGGAAAAGUUUUUUGUAGACCAUGGACUCAAAGUAGGAGAAUUAGUGACAUUUCAGUACAUAGAGGGAAGCCAUUUUACUGUUCGAAUUUUUGGAACAAGUGGUCGUGAGAGAACAAACUUUGACAGACGGAGCAAAAAGCGUAGGAGAGAUCAUGGAAUAGCUUCAGAAGAUGAAUUUAUCCUGGCCCCUAGAGAUGAAUUUCGGAACUGCAAACCGAAGAUUGAGGUUGAAAAUGAUGGCUUGGGGGUCUCAAAACUUGUUCCCAUACCUGAGGACAAUGUUGAUCCAAUCUGUAUGAUUAACAAAAAUGAUUGGUAUCAUGAAGAACAUAGGAUUUCCUUAUAUGACUUGAGCUUUGAGAUAGAAAACAGAACAUCUGAUGCAAGCAAGUGUGAGGGAGGUGCAAUCACAAUGUUAGACCCUCUUGCUGAAACUGAACAGCAUUAUGCCAACUUAGAUAAUGCAUCAGGCCCAGAAUUAUCCAUUUCUUGUAAUCGGGUUCUGAAACUGACCAACCCAGCAGGAGGUGAUGAGGUGGAGAAGACUAAGACAACUGCAGAGGAUGCUCAAGUGGUUGUGACCAAGAGAGAAAUUGCAGAUGAGAUUAGAAAGAAAAUGGAUAUGGAUGACACUCAAGUGGCUCCUCUUUCACAUGAGGCAGGUAGGCAUUCUGGUGAUGGUUUAACAACCAAGUUCUAUGAGAAUCCUUCUGAUAAAAGUGAAAUGAAGAAGUGCGUUUCGGAUAAUGUUUGUAGUUUCCAAGAUGUAGACAAACUGGAAUCCAUUAGCGUAUAUCCUUCGACGGGGAGUACUAAGAUUGUCGAAAGGGAGGUAAAAAGCAUAUUUUCCAACCCCAGUUCAAAUGUCAAAGAUCCAUUAGGAGAGGAACCAUCUGCUAUGUGGAACCAACCCCAGAUGAUUAUUCCACCGAUAGUAAAAGUUGAACCUGAUCUGCCAUAUGAAACAGGCCAAUUGGAUACUACCAAUCCGAUUUCAAUCUGUCCAUUUUCAGCUCAGAUAGAAAGCCAACCAUACCUGGAGGUGCCAGUAAAGAUUGUAUUAGCUCGAACAAGGAGAUUGAGAAUGAUUAAACCCCAGAGAAUGAAAGCUCCGAUGAUUAUAUAUCUGAGAGGCUCGGUUGGAGGGCUAUGGCCAGUUGUGUACCGUGAAUAUGUUGGUGGCGGAGCAUUGACUGCUAACUGGACUGAAUUCUGCAAGCGAAACAGCAUUAAGCCUGGAGACAAAUGCAGGUUUCAAGUUGAAGAGAAUAUUGCAAAUGCCGUUUUCAGAGUCAUUGUUACUCAUGGAUCUGAUUAAUUAAAUUGCGAUUUCCUACUACUACUAUUGGACCAUUUUUAAUACUAGCACUAUUAUUUUAGCCAA
Messenger RNA from Salvia hispanica, 1884 nucleotides. RefSeq lists its product as uncharacterized. NCBI's taxonomy places the organism in Eukaryota, Viridiplantae, Streptophyta, Magnoliopsida, Lamiales, Lamiaceae. Gene Ontology annotation, molecular function: DNA binding. The record is from RefSeq and is a predicted model, not a curated record.